Molecule: messenger RNA, 381 nt
Organism: Chondrus crispus (carragheen)
Lineage: Eukaryota; Rhodophyta; Florideophyceae; Gigartinales; Gigartinaceae
Exons: 1
Coding region: 1-381 (126 amino acids)
Source: RefSeq, a predicted model, not a curated record
AUGUGUACAGCACUCAUACAUUUGAAACACGCGGUAUGUAUCGUACGUACAGUCGUCUACUGUAAUGUACUGUACAUGUGCAAUACUUUUUCGAGCUUCAUUGCUGUUACACGUGUUCACGCCUCUUGCACCGUCGCGCAGCACAGGUACAAAAAAACAGAAUGCUCUUGUUCAUCACCGUCUGGGCUCACGAAGCUUGGCUGGCGUCGUCUCUCGAUGCGGCAUCGCCUUGACUUGUCAGAGACCUUCAGGAGUCAGAAGGGAGACCCUCGAGUGUACCGUAUGAUACAUGUGGUACAAAAGUCUCCAAGAGGGGUUUACCGCCGACAACCCUGCAUCGGCCGCACGGAAGUUCCUCUUGUCCGUAUUGUGGGCCGGUAG